AUGGCCGAUGUAGAACAGCCCGAGGGCGAGCCUCAGGGCCGUCAUGUCACUUACUGCGGUGUUUGCACCCUGCCCCCUGAGUAUUGCGAGUAUGGCGGCACCGUCAAAAAGUGUCAGGAGUGGCUGCAGGAGCACGAGCCCGCCCUGUACGAGCAGAUUUGGUCCGCAGAGGCCCUCGAGGCUGCCACCGCGUCGCUGUCCGUAGAGGCCCAGAAGCGAGCCGCAAAGGACGCCCAGAAGAAGACUGCCAAGGCUGAGGCCGCCGAGGCUAAGCAGGCCGAUAAACUGGCCAAGAGCGUCGUCACCAUCAAGCGUAUCGAGCGGAACAAGAAGAAGUUUGUCACGGCCGUGAUAGGCCUGGAGGCAUUCGGUUUGGAACUUAAGAAGGUUGCAAAGGACCUUGGCAAGAAAUUUGCUACCGGCUCUUCGGUAACCAAACUCCCUGGUGGAGGAGAGGAGAUUGUGGUGCAAGGUGAUGUUAGCAUGGAGUUGGAGGAGUUCUUGAUUGAAAAGUACAAGGAGAUACCAGAGGAUCACAUCGAGCUUGUCGAGGACAAGAAGAAGAAGAAGGGAGGCGCAUAG
This is a messenger RNA of Fusarium keratoplasticum, 582 nucleotides long. Its product is annotated as Translation machinery-associated protein 22. Bases 1 to 582 code for a protein of 193 amino acids. The record is from RefSeq and is a predicted model, not a curated record. NCBI's taxonomy places the organism in Eukaryota, Fungi, Ascomycota, Sordariomycetes, Hypocreales, Nectriaceae. Gene Ontology annotation, molecular function: mRNA binding; translation initiation factor activity. The transcript is spliced from 5 exons. Gene Ontology annotation, biological process: formation of translation preinitiation complex; translation reinitiation.